AUGGCCAAGAAGAGAAAGCCCCCCAGCAUCAAGGGUGAUCCAAGGAUAUAUGAUCCACAUUUCAGAGGGCCCGUUGUCAACAGGAGCUGUACAGAUGUGCUGUGCUGUAUGGUCUUCAUACUGUUCGUUAUUGCCUACAUUCUUUUAGGACUUGUGGCCUGGGUCAAUGGCGACCCCAGAAGAGUGGCCUAUCCUACAGACAGCCAGGGCUACUUUUGUGGCCAGAAGGGCACCCCCAAUGAGAACAAGACCAUUUUGUUUUACUUUAACCUGCUCAGCUGUACCAGUCCCUCCGUGGUGGUAAACCUACAGUGCCCUACCAGACAGAUCUGUGUCUCCAACUGCCCAGAAAGAUUUUUAACCUACGUGGAAAUACAAUUUAUGUACAGAAAAGACAAAGACUACUGGACAUACUACAGCCAGUUCUGCAAGUCUGCUUUUCUUAAGCCUGCAAAGACUCUUGCAGAAGUUUUACUGGAUGACGAUUGUCCAACAGCGAUUUUUCCAAGCAAACCUUAUCUCCAGAGAUGUUUCCCUGACUUCUCUACUAAAAAUGGCACUUUAACGGUAGGAAAUAAGACAGUGUUUGAAGAUGGAAGUGGAAAGACAAGAAAUGCUGUAGAACUCAGGGCAGCUGCAGAUGGUAUCAAUAAAGUCCUUGAUGCAAGGGCAAUUGGAGUGAAAGUGUUUGAAGACUAUGCAACAACGUGGUAUUGGAUUCUCAUAGGCCUGACGAUCGCCAUGCUCCUCAGCUGGAUGUUCGUGAUACUCCUGAGGUUCACGGCUGGAUUCCUCUUCUGGCUCUUCACCUUCGGUGUGAUUGGCAUUAUAGCUUAUGGUAUAUGGCACUGUUAUCAGGAAUACAGCAGUCUUCAGGAACAGCCAAAUUCUCACUUAACUGUAUAUCACAUCGGAAUUCAGACUGAUAUAAGCAUGUACUUUCAACUGAAACAAACAUGGUUCGCAUUUAUGAUAAUACUCUGCAUCCUUGAAGUGUUCAUCAUUCUCAUGCUGAUCUUCCUCAGGAAACGAAUCCGCAUCUCCAUCGCCCUGCUGAAGGAGGGGAGCAAAGCCAUUGGAUACAUCCCUACUACCUUAAUUUAUCCAGUUUUAACUUUCAUUUUCCUCUCAAUCUGCAUUUCCUACUGGGCUGUGAUAGCAGUUUACUUGGCUACGUCAGGGGUGCCUAUAUACAAAGUCAUAGCCCCACAGGGGCAAUGUAAACAUGAAAAUAAAACCUGUGACCCAGAGAUUUUUAAUACAACUGAAAUUGCCAAAGCUUGCCCUGGGGCUCGGUGUCAUUUUGCUUUCUAUGGUGGAAAGAGCCUGUACCAUCAAUACAUUACUACCUUCCAGAUAUUCAAUCUAUUUGUCUUUCUCUGGCUUAUAAACUUUGUCAUUGCAUUGGGUCAGUGUGCCCUUGCUGGUGCCUUUGCUUCUUAUUACUGGGCCUUGAAAAAACCUGAUGACAUCCCACCAUAUCCACUUUUUACUGCAUUUGGACGAGCCAUAAGAUAUCACACAGGAUCCCUAGCGUUUGGAUCUUUAAUUCUUGCAGUAGUUCAAAUGCUUAGAUUAGUCCUAGAAUACUUGGACAAACGUCUUAAAGAGGCCCAGAACAACAUUUCUAAAUUCCUAAAAUGCUGCCUGAGAUGCUGUUUCUGGUGUUUGGAAAAAGCAGUAAAGUUUUUGAACAGAAAUGCCUAUGUUAUGAUUGCAAUAUAUGGCAAAAACUUCUGCAGGUCAGCAAGAGAUGCUUUCAAUCUGCUGAUGAGAAAUAUUUUAAAAGUUGCAGUUAUGGAUAGAGUGACAGACUUUGUACUAAUCCUGGGGAAGAUUCUAGUUGCUGGGUGUAUAGGUGUCCUGGCCUUUCUGCUCUUCACAGAAAGACUCCCAACGAUUAUAGAAGGACCAACAUCUUUAAAUUACUACUGGGUACCUUUGCUGACAGUCAUUAUUGGAUCUUACCUAGUUGCACAUGGAUUCUUCAGCGUCUAUGCAAUGUGCAUUGAAACAAUUUUCAUCUGCUUCUUGGAAGAUUUAGAAAGAAACGAUGGUUCCGCUGAAAGACCCUAUUACAUGAGUCAAUACCUGCUGAAGAUUUUGAACGAGCAAAAUGCACAAACUAAGAAGCAGUAG
Molecule: messenger RNA, 2139 nt
Organism: Hippopotamus amphibius kiboko
Lineage: Eukaryota; Metazoa; Chordata; Mammalia; Artiodactyla; Hippopotamidae
Gene: SLC44A5
Product: solute carrier family 44 member 5
Exons: 22
Coding region: 1-2139 (712 amino acids)
Biological process (GO): transmembrane transport
Cellular component (GO): membrane
Molecular function (GO): transmembrane transporter activity
Source: RefSeq, a predicted model, not a curated record